Molecule: messenger RNA, 3873 nt
Organism: Tupaia belangeri chinensis (Chinese tree shrew)
Lineage: Eukaryota; Metazoa; Chordata; Mammalia; Scandentia; Tupaiidae
Gene: MPHOSPH8
Product: M-phase phosphoprotein 8
Molecular function (GO): protein binding
Source: RefSeq, a predicted model, not a curated record
GGGAAAAUCCUUUACAAAGUUCGAUGGAAAGGCUAUACAUCAGAUGAUGAUACCUGGGAGCCUGAGGUUCAUCUGGAGGAUUGUAAAGAAGUUCUUCUUGAAUUUCGGAAGAAAGUUGCAGAGACCAAAGCUAAAGCAGUCAAGAAAGAUAUUCAGAGACUGUCUUUAAGUAAUGACAUAUUUGAAGCAAACUCUGAUAGUGAGCCACAAAGUGAGACAAAAGAAGAUACUUCUCCGAGGAAGAAAAAGAAGAAAUUAAGCCAAAGAGAAGAGAAAAGCCCAGAUCUGAAGAAGAAAAAAGUCAAGACUGGGAAACUGAAAGAUAAGUCCAAGCCAGACCUAGAAGGUCCCUCAGAAAACUUCGGUUUUGAUUUAAGAACAAAGAAAAGAAUUUUCGAAGUCAAAGAAGAAUUAAAGGAAUCCAAAAAGCCCAAAAAAGAUGAAAUAAAAGAAACUAAAGAAUUAAAGAAAGUUAAUAAAAAAGGUGAGAUGAGAGAUUUAAAGACUAAAAUAAGAGAUGAUCCCAAAGAAAACAGAAAAACAAAAAAAGAGAAGUGUGUUGAAUCUCAGUUGGAAUCUGAAUCAAGUGUGUUUCAUGAUUCCCCUUUUCAGGAGGAUGACAAUGAAGAUUUACCUUCUGACAACACAGAAGAGAAACAGAAAGUUAAAUAUGAUAAAGAUAGAACAGGACAAGAUGCAGCUCAGGAUAAUGGUUUUGAUAAACAGCUAGAGGGCAGCCUGAGUGCAGACGAGGAUACAGAUAUCAAAGUCAGGAGGAAGAAGAAAAAACCAAGGAAGACUGAGGAACCCAAGAAAGUAGAAAAUAAGAACACUCUCUUAGAGAAGAGAGCUAUGGCCAAGAAGCAAAGGAAUCAGGACAGAAGCAAAACUACCACUGAGUUAGAUAAGCCAGCACUCUCAUCUUCCCAAAUACAGAAGGGUUCAAGAUCGGGUUGGGAAGAAAGGAGUCUCCGGUCCUCUGACUCUGCUGAGGAGGAUAAAGAGAGCAAAAAAUAUGAGCCCAAAGAAAAAUACCAGAAAAGGCAUGAUUCAGACAAGGAAGAAAAAGGCUGGAAAGAGCCCAAAGGAUUUAAGACAUUCAAGGAAAUCAGAAAUGCAUUUGAUUUGUUUAAGUUAACUCCUCCAGAAGAGAAAAAUGAUGUUCCUGACAAUAAUAGGAGAAGAGAAGAAAUAACACUGGAUUCUAAAACUGUGGAAGAUCACAAAACCAAGGAGAACAAGCAGGCAAGCCGAGAAAGGAGAAAUACAAGAGAUGAAACAGACACUUGGGCAUACAUCGCUGCAGAAGGUGAUCAGGAGGCCUUGGACAGCAUGUGCCAAACAGAUGAGAAUUCGGAUGGCAGGCAACAGAUUUUGAAUUUGGGCAUGGACUUGCAGUUAGAAUGGAUGAAAUUAGAAGAUUUCCAAAAGCACCUUGAUGGGGAAGAUGAGGAUUUUGCUGCAGCAGAUGCAAUUCCAAGCAAUUUGUUGAGAGAUGCUGUGAAAAAUGGGGAUUAUAUUACUGUAAAGGUUGCACUUAAUUCAGAUGAAGAGUAUAACCUGGACCAAGAGGAUUCUAGUGGGAUGACACUAGUGAUGCUUGCUGCUGCGGGAGGACAGGAUGACCUCCUGCGACUCCUCAUCACAAAAGGAGCAAAAGUGAAUGGGCGGCAGAAGAACGGGACAACUGCCCUCAUUCACGCUGCGGAGAAGAACUUUUUAACCACAGUGGCUAUUCUUUUGGAAGCGGGAGCCUUUGUAAACGUCCAGCAGAGCAAUGGUGAGACUGCGCUGAUGAAGGCCUGUAAACGGGGAAAUUCGGACAUCGUACGACUUGUAAUUGAGUGUGGGGCUGACUGCAACAUUUUGUCGAAGCACCAGAACAGUGCCUUGCACUUUGCAAAGCAGUAUAAUAACGUGCUUGUGUAUGACUUGCUCAAGAGCCAUUUAGAGACACUUUCCAGAGUAGCAGAAGAGACGAUAAAGGAUUACUUUGAAGCUCGCCUCACUCUACUCGAACCUGUUUUUCCAAUAGCAUGUCAUCGACUCUGUGAAGGUCCAGAUUUUUCAACAGAUUUCAAUUACAAACCACCACAGAACAUACCAGAAGGCUCUGGCAUCCUGCUCUUUAUUUUCCAUGCAAAUUUUCUGGGUAAAGAAGUUAUUGCUCGGCUCUGUGGACCAUGUAGUGUACAAGCAGUUGUUUUAAAUGAUAAAUUCCAACUUCCUGUUUUUCUGGAUAGUCAUUUUGUUUACUCAUUCAGCCCAGUUGCAGGCGCCAAUAAACUCUUCAUAAGGUUGACAGAAGCACCCUCUGCCAAGGUGAAGUUGCUGAUAGGCGCAUACAGAGUGCAGCUGCAGUGACCAAGUGGAAAGGAUUGGCAUGGAGCUGUUUUCAGACCAAUUCCUAAAUACCCUCUUUGAAGCAGUUUGGAAUUUUUGGCAUAUCUAAAACUUUCAAAUGUAAAGUUUGCUGUAAACCUCUUACAGUUUAAGCCUGUCAUCUAUUGUAGUCUCUAAGAUGGGACAUAGUGGCUCUGGUAUAAAUGUAGAUUUCAGUGUUUGUGCCACUAUUCUGAAAUUUCAACAUUGUGUCCGGACUGCGUAUUUCAGUUUUCCACAGUGUGGAAUGGAACAUAUGAGGAUUAUUUAAAAAAAAAUUAAAGACUUUUUAAAGACCAACAAAACAAACAAACAAGAAAACUUGUAAUUUUCUAGUAGCCUUGGGGAAUUUAUUUUUUUUGAAGUAAAAAUGGUCAAGUGUGAAGCAUUUGCUUACAAGAGGAGCCAGGUUACCAAAGGGUGGAUUUGUUGUCCGUCAAGUGCGAUUAAUGUGACUGGACAGAUUUGGAGGUCUCCUUGUAAUAGAGCUGUCAUUCCCCCACCCUUUCAGCUAUAGCAAUAAUGUAAACAAGAACAUUACGAUGCCUAAAAGAGAACAGAAAAUAUGUGACCUUUUACACUUAUUCUUUAAAUUUUUUAUUAUUUUUAAAAUUUGACCAGAGAGAGAGGAAAACUGAGAAAGCAAACCACUAGAUCUGGGACUCUAACAUUGGUCGGCCAUGAGGGACUCUAGCACCUGAACCACUAUGCCACCUGCUGGCCUGCCAUCAUAUAAUUUUGAAAUCCAGGUCUUGUGCAUCUAGUGUCCUUCUUCUGAACACAGCCUGGAAAGGACAGCCAUGGGUCCCAGAGAGCCUGGUCACUGCACUAGAUGCCACACUGUGCUUUGAGGGGAGUCCUGUAGAUUGCCCCAAGGUCAAACUUUUUUAACUUCAUCUGAAGAAAUAUGUAACAAAUACUAAUAAGUCAGGCUUAGUGAGUUAUGGAAAAGUCCAAAACUGGUUCAUCAGUUUGUAAUUGUAUAAAAUUGACAUCGUAUAUGUUGAGACAUUUCAGAGCACUAUUUUUUACCUUGCAUCUUAAAACUGCCUUCUCCUAUAGUUUUCUCAAUAAACACUACAAUGUUGGUAUUUCUGAGGGAGAAAAGGUUUUAAGAUUUGAGCUAGUAUAGCAGGAGCAAUAAGGGAAAUAAUCAACUACAUAUAAGAAGAAUGGUUUUUUUAAAUUUAAGAUGAAUGGCCUUUAUCAGAGUAUGUUAGAAGAUGGUCUGUGUCCAGAACUGUCCAGGAUAUAAGCCAUGGAAAACCUGCAUAGAGUUCCUUUGCAGUUAGGCUGAGCAUUAUGGAAGCUGUGGAAAGACAGCAAGGAUGAAAUCUAUAACAAGAGAGACAGUGACUGCACAAAUUGUUUCAAAUGAACCAUGAAACUUUGGAGUUAACUUGAGGUAACAUUACCUUUGAGUUAUCCAUGUCAGCUUUUGCCAGAUGUCCAGGUAGUUGUGCCUGCCAAAUAAACAGUUGUUAUAAUCUA